This is a messenger RNA of Erigeron canadensis, 1632 nucleotides long. RefSeq names its product endo-1,4-beta-xylanase 5-like. The coding region runs from base 1 to 1632 and encodes 543 amino acids. NCBI's taxonomy places the organism in Eukaryota, Viridiplantae, Streptophyta, Magnoliopsida, Asterales, Asteraceae. The record is from RefSeq and is a predicted model, not a curated record. Gene Ontology annotation, molecular function: hydrolase activity, hydrolyzing O-glycosyl compounds. The transcript is spliced from 8 exons. Gene Ontology annotation, biological process: carbohydrate metabolic process.
AUGAACACCCAUCUAAUCGUUUUCUUAGAAGUGUUCACUAUAUUUCUCGUCGUACGAUCAUCAGUAUCAACAAAAGACGGGCCGUCUUAUGAUUAUUCAGGCUAUACUGAGUGCAAAAGUGAGCCAGAAGCUCCGCUUUACAAUGGUGGGAUCAUCAAUAACCAACCUCAGUCGAUUUCAUCAACAUAUGUGUUACCAAAUCUCCCAGGCAACACAAUCUACUCAUUCUCCAGUUGGGUGAAGAUUGAUAGCUCUAAUGCGACUGCAAUCAAGGCGAGCCUAACACUAGAGAAUGAUAACGAGAUGUGUGUUGGAAAUGUGGUUGCGAAAAGUGAUUGUUGGUCAUUUUUAAAAGGCGGAUUUGUACUUGAUUCACCAUUGACUAAUGCUACCGUUUAUUUUCUGGAUUCCCAUGGUGAUAGAAUCAACGUUACGCUUGCAAGCACUUCAUUGCAACCUUUUACGCAUCAACAAUGGCAAAAGGAUCAAGAGAACUCUAUUGACAAAGAAAGAAAGCGUGCAGUAACAAUCCAUGUAUCCGAUGUGAAUGGAACAAUGAUCAAAGGAGCUAAAGUUGUUGUUCAGCAAUCUUCACGAGAUUUCCUCUUUGGUUCGGCCAUAUCCAAGACAAUUAUAGGAAACUUACCGUAUCAGAAAUGGUUCCUAGCAAGAUUCAAUGCGGCUGUUUUUGAGAACGAGCUAAAAUGGGCUGAAACUGAGCCCGAACAGGGGAGGGUCAACUAUACCAUACCUGAUUUGAUGCUGGAUUUCGUGAGAGCUAACCAGAUCACAGUUAGAGGGCAUAACAUAUUUUGGGAAGAUCCGAUAUAUAUCCCUUUGUGGGUCCAGAACCUAACCGGUGAUGCACUAGAUUCAGCUGUCAAGUCACGCAUACAAAGCCUAAUGACUCAUUACAAAAACCAAUUUGUCCAUUGGGAUGUUUCAAAUGAGAUGUUACACUUUGACUUUUACGAGCAACGCCUAGGUCAAAACGCCUCAUUGGAAAUGUUUGAAAUGGCACAUGAAACUGACCCAUUGGCUAUGCUGUUUAUGAAUGAUUUUAAUGUGGUGGAGACAUGUGCUGAUCUCAACUCUAGUGUCGCGGCAUAUGUUUCUAGGAUGAAGGAGAUCGAGGAGGGCGGGGUUACAAUGGAUGGAAUCGGGUUAGAAGGCCAUUUUUCAACCCCAAACCCUCCAUAUAUUAGAGGUGCAUUGGACCAGCUUGCUACAUUGCAACUUCCUAUUUGGCUUACUGAAGUUGAUAUAUCAAACACCAUUGAUCUAGUUACUCAGGGGAAGUAUUUAGAGGUGGUGUUAAGAGAAGUAUAUUCACACCCAUCAGUAAAUGGAAUAAUGCUAUGGACUGCAAUGGAUCCAAAUGGCUGCUACCAAAUGUGUCUAACAGAUUCUAAUUUUCAGAACCUACCUGCUGGGGAUGUUGUGGAUAGAUUAUUAUUGGAAGAGUGGUCAACCGGGAUAGUCAAUGGUCAAAGUGAUGAAGAUGGGACUUUUAGCUAUAAUGGGUUCCUGGGUGAGUAUAUGGUCAAUGUUGAACUUGAAAACAGGAAUUUUAACUCGACAUUAUUCAUCUCUAAAGGAGAUGAGACCAUCCAUUUUAGUAUUCAAAUAUAA